UAGUUUCGUCGGUGUCAAAAUAUAGAAUUUGAGUAGGCAAGAGAAGAUUGAAUCAAAAUAAUUCCUUUUUUUUAAGUAAAGUUCUAUUUCUGUCAGAGGGCAAUAUGAAUGGUAUAUCAAACGCACUAAACGGGUUAUACGAUAUCUCUGGUGUGGAAGUAGGCCAACAUUUCUAUUGGCAAAUAGCAGGUUUCCAAGUCCAUGCCCAAGUACUUAUUACCUCUUGGGUUGUAAUUGCUAUCUUAUUAGGUUCCGCCGUUAUCGCUGUUCGGAAUCCACAAACCAUUCCAACCGCCGGUCAAAAUUUCUUCGAAUAUGUUCUUGAAUUCAUUCGAGACGUAAGCAAAACUCAGAUUGGAGAAGAAUAUGGUCCAUGGGUUCCCUUUAUUGGAACUAUGUUUCUAUUUAUUUUUGUUUCUAACUGGUCGGGUGCUCUGUUACCUUGGAAAAUCAUACAAUUACCUCAUGGAGAGUUAGCCGCACCCACGAAUGAUAUAAAUACUACUGUUGCUUUAGCUUUACUCACGUCAGUAGCAUAUUUCUAUGCGGGUCUUUCAAAAAAAGGAUUGGGGUAUUUCAGUAAAUACAUUCAACCCACUCCAAUUCUUUUACCUAUUAACAUUUUAGAGGAUUUCACAAAACCCUUAUCACUUAGUUUUCGACUUUUCGGGAAUAUAUUAGCUGAUGAAUUAGUAGUUGUUGUUCUUGUUUCUUUAGUACCUUCAGUCGUCCCUAUACCUGUCAUGUUCCUUGGAUUAUUUACAAGUGGGAUUCAAGCUCUUAUUUUUGCAACUUUAGCUGCGGCUUAUAUAGGCGAAUCCAUGGAGGGUCAUCAUUGACUAGUUUUUGUUUUUGAAAUAGUCUAGCCCUUUUUUAGCUUAGCUUGGUCCAAUCCAAUGUAUGCGCAACUCAAGAUAAUCUACUUACUUAGGGACCAUAAAUAUACAAAUACGACGAUCUAGAGUAAUAACAAAAAAGAUUACGAUAUUAGAGAAUUGUAAUAAAAAAAGGAAAGAGAUCUAAUUGAAAAGAUCUUUUUCCUAAAAUUCAGGGUUGGUCCAUUUUUUUUAUUACUUAUAUUUAUAUCAUAUUUACCUUCGAUCAAUAUUAUCCGAUCAAUAUUAUCUUUAUCUUGAUAUUGUUUUUGUUUAUUCAAUUUCAAUAUUAUGAGUCCUAAUUAGAAUAGGAAUUCUUAUGGUAUCAAUUUAGGGUCUAUGAUUUUAAAAAAGCUGUUCUUUAUAUAGAUAUAGAAUGAUUCCCAUUUCAGUCGAUUUCUUCAUUCAAUUCAAUGAUUGACCAAAAGAAAUUUUUUUUUUCAUAAAUAAUAAAAUAAAUUGCAUGAACUUAGCUCAAUCAAAUACUGAUAUUGAUGUUUUAUUUCUAUGCAAUGAUUUGGUCUAAUGAAUUCGUCCAUUUAGAUUGUAUCCAUGUGAGAUAAUGCUAAAUAAAAAAUAAAAGGAAGAGACGAAUUUACAUUACAAAAAACGAUAUAAAAAAAAAAUGAUUAGGAAAAAAAGGGGGGGGGGGGGUAAAAUUAGGUAUAUGGAAUCUAAUGGCUAUAAGACAGCUCUUGUCUAUCCUUUGAGGAAUAAUUCUAGAAUCCAAUUGAAUCUAAGACAUGAAUAGUUGGUUUACGUUAUGUAAGAAACACAUGUAUAUGGGAUAUUAGAUAUUGACUAGUUAUAUACGAACAUAUUGACUAGUUAUAUACGAACUCAAAAUAUAUCUAAUCCAACCUACUACUGUGGAGUUAGAUAGGUAUUCCAAUAGAAGAAUAGAAGUUCCUCUGUUUCGUCUUUGCUUUGAAUUGAACGAAUAAAGAGAUAAAAUAAAGACAAAAACGAAGAAUUCAAAGCAAAGAAUGGGUUGGAAAAAAGAAAGG
Messenger RNA from Gossypium arboreum, 1882 nucleotides. Its product is annotated as ATP synthase subunit a, chloroplastic. Bases 105 to 839 code for a protein of 244 amino acids. NCBI's taxonomy places the organism in Eukaryota, Viridiplantae, Streptophyta, Magnoliopsida, Malvales, Malvaceae. The record is from RefSeq and is a predicted model, not a curated record. The transcript has a single exon. Gene Ontology annotation, biological process: proton motive force-driven ATP synthesis. Gene Ontology annotation, molecular function: proton transmembrane transporter activity.